AUGAAUAGAUUUGGAAUGAAGUAUCACGAAGAUAUGCUCAGCAUAACUGCUCGAGAUGUAGAUGGUAAUGCAGCAGUGGAUGUGAAGGUCCCAAGAGCCGAUUGCUUAAUGGUGGAUCAAAUCGCAAGAGAAGUAAAAAGACUGAAUCCUGUAUUCUUGACAUCCGCUGACGCACAGUGUGGAAACAGCCGAACUUCCUAUUGA
Messenger RNA from Strongylus vulgaris, 204 nucleotides. The record is from the annotation of a GenBank genome assembly. Lineage: Eukaryota; Metazoa; Nematoda; Chromadorea; Rhabditida; Strongylidae.